Molecule: messenger RNA, 3454 nt
Organism: Hyaena hyaena (striped hyena)
Lineage: Eukaryota; Metazoa; Chordata; Mammalia; Carnivora; Hyaenidae
Gene: DEF8
Product: differentially expressed in FDCP 8 homolog
Exons: 12
Coding region: 418-1785 (455 amino acids)
Source: RefSeq, a predicted model, not a curated record
CGUGAGGGUCCCCAAGGUGUGGUCUGUUGUUGAGAGUCAAGUUGGGGAAGGUGCCUCGUUCCUGAGGCGGGCAGCGGCCGCCCCGCCAGGCUUCGGGGGCAGACACCCCAGAGGGCAGUGCCCCGCCCCGCCCCCUUCUCUCGUGGCCGGGAGGGCGCCAGACCCUUUUGGGGGCCGUGCCCCAGCCAGGGCGCCGCGCUGGGCGAGCGCGUCGUGAGUGCACCUGGGCUCCGCCCUCGGUGCCCCUGGCGUCCCCUCUGAUGCCAAGUUGUGCUGUCGGGCCCCCCCCCCCCCCCGCACUUCUGCCAGAGAAGGGUAGUGGCCAGAGAGGGCAGAGCUGGGGCCGUGGGCUUGGCGGGUUCCCUUCCUUUCUCCUAGCCUCCACCCUGCUGCGGUCCCUCUGGAGGCCAAGCCUGAAUGGGGGAUGCUAUGGAAUAUGAUGAGAAGCUGGCCCGGUUCCGGCAGGCCCACCUCAACCCCUUCAACAAGCAGCUUGGGCCAAGGCAGCAUGAGCAGCGGGCCAGUGAGGAGGCCCCGGACAUCGCUUCUGAAGAGGCCCUGCCUGACCUGCCCCCUGGGGAGCCAGAAUUCCACUGCACCGAGCGAGUGAUGGACCUUGGCCUCUCUGAGGACCACUUCUCCCGCCCUGUGGGUCUCUUCCUGGCCUCUGACAUUCAGCAGCUGCGACAGGCCAUCGAGGAGUGCAAGCAGGUGAUUCUGGAGCUGCCCGAGCACUCAGAGAAGCAGAAGGAUGCCGUAGUGAGGCUCAUCCACCUCCGGCUGAAACUCCAGGAGCUGAAGGACCCUAAUGAAGAUGAGCCCAACAUCCGAGUCCUCCUUGAGCACCGUUUCUACAAGGAGAAGAGCAAGAGUGUCAAGCAAACCUGUGACAAGUGUAACACCAUUAUCUGGGGGCUCAUUCAGACCUGGUACACCUGCACAGGGUGUUAUUACCGGUGUCACAGCAAGUGCUUGAACCUCAUCUCCAAGCCCUGUGUGCGCUCCAAAGUCAGCCACCAAGCCGAAUACGAGCUGAACAUCUGCCCCGAGACAGGGCUGGACAGCCAAGAUUACCGCUGUGCAGAGUGCCGGGCGCCCAUCUCCCUGCGGGGCGUGCCCAGCGAGGCCCGGCAGUGCGACUAUACCGGCCAGUACUACUGCAGCCAUUGCCACUGGAAUGACCUGGCUAUCAUCCCUGCACGGGUUGUGCACAACUGGGACUUUGAGCCGCGCAAGGUGUCCCGCUGCAGCUUGCGCUACCUGGCGCUGAUGGCGUCUCGUCCGGUUCUCAGGCUCCGGGAGAUCAACCCUCUGCUUUUCAACUACGUGGAGGAGCUGGUGGAGAUCCGGAAGCUGCGCCAGGACAUCCUGCUUAUGAAGCCGUACUUCAUCACCUGCAAGGAGGCCAUGGAAGCACGUCUGCUCCUGCAGCUCCAGGACCGGCAGCACUUUGUGGAGAACGACGAGAUGUACUCUGUCCAGGACCUCCUGGACGCCCGCACUGGCCGCCUGGGCUGCUCACUCACAGAGACCCACACGCUCUUCGCCAAGCACAUCAAACUGGACUGUGAGCGGUGUCAGGCGAAGGGCUUCGUGUGCGAGCUCUGCAGAGAGGGCGACGUGCUGUUCCCCUUCGACAGUCACACGUCCGUGUGCACUGAGUGCUCUGCUGUCUUCCACAGGGACUGCUACUAUGACAACUCUACCACGUGCCCCAAGUGUGCCCGGCUCACCUUGCGGAAGCAGUCACUCUUCCAGGAGCCCGGUCCAGAUGUGGACGCCUAGAGCGACAGGCGCCCCUCCCAGGCCUUGCCGGCAUCCAACCUGAUGGUCAUUGCCAAAGUCAAGGUUUUUCUCGUGUUCUGGAGACCCCCAAGGGUGCAGCCCCUGGACCUCUCCCCUGUGCUGGGCCAGAGGGAUGUAAGCAGCACCACAAGGACCAUCAUCUGUGCCCCGGGCAUUUGCUGGGACAAGGUGCAGCCUCGCCUGGCUCUUCCCUGGGUGUGCUGCUGUGAAGGCUGCAGGGCUCUGUAAGCAGGGAAGCGGGGAAAGCCUUCUCACCUCCCCUGUGGCGAAGAGCCUUGGCAAAGCCCAAGGCUGCUGGGUUUUGGCCACCCUGAAAGCCCCCAGAGGGCUUUGGGGGAGUGGCCGGCAAGCCCUGGGGGUGCGCCCAGCCUUGGCCUGAGGAAAAUCUGCAAUGGAUGAUUUGGAUCUACCUGGAGGCUCCCAUCCCCCAGCCCCUUGUCUGUUUGGAGACUUCCUGCUGUCCCUGGCUGGGGUUGUUCACAACUGUCUCCUGGGGGAUCGCCCCUGCCUCUUGAGGUUCUCUCUCUAGAUUGUGCUCUGACAGGACCAGCCCAGGGGCUAUCAGUUCUGUUACAACAUGCAGGGAAGGGGGCCGUGGUCUCUACCCCUGGGUGGACCAGCCACUCCUCCUGCCGUUGCUCAGCCCAGCUUACCUUGGUGCUCCAGGCUGGGUGGCUGGGGGUCCAGUUGGAAGAGGCUGUCCAGCCUCCCAGUUUGGAAGCAGGGCCUAUGUUCCUGGCGGGAGGGAGGGGGGGCGAGGAGUUCUAGGUUAGGCAUCGGGGUCGGCUGCGGUAGGCCUAUGUGGCUUCUCUGGGGACUCUGCCGGAGGAGCUCCAUGCUGCCACCACAGUGCCUGCGGAGGGCUCUGGACGGCUCAGAGACCACCAGCCAGGGGUCUUCUGUUUGGGGGCCUGAGGUACUGGGAAUAUUGGCUCAAGGGAGCUUUGGGCAGGAGGCUUAGAGCCCACGCAGGAAGCCUAAGAGGAGACGCUUGGGCAGCAGAAAGGUCGGCUUAGCCUGCUGGAGGGUUAGAGAGGUGGCUGAAGGCAGUGUCCCCUCCUCCUCGCUCCUCUGCACCAUCAGAAAAGCCUCAGCUGGUGGCUUUAGGCAACCGUCUCACUGUGUGUUCUGACCUGCCUUGGGGUAACAGUGAGAAGCAAACACUGGAGAGGUGGGGUCAGCAACAGGUCCCUGCGCUGCUUCCCCUUCCUCUCUAGGGAUGAAGAGGGACUUAGGGGCCAAAUGCCCUUUUCCUACACCCCCAGAUCCACACAUUUCUCACCACUGUUUUCCAUUUCUGUCAUAAGGAUACUGGCCACUCCUGGCUUUACUGUGUAAUGAACGUCACGUUAUUCUAGUUGUAAUCACUGUGUCCAUAGAAAGCGUUAAUAAGCUGGCAUCUGCUGGACAAAGAGUUGGCUCCCUUUUUAACAACCCCCAUAUCUCCUCCCCCAAUAUCUCCAUUUUCCUCUUCUGGAUGACAGAAUCUUUAAACAAAAUCAUGUGUGGGUCUUAGAGUCCACAGCACUCCAGCAAGAGCCCACCAAAGAACCAGUUUGCACGGCCAGCACGUCACAGAAGAGCAGCAAGGGACAAGCAGUUGUACUGACGCCAUAGCUGCUGUCUCAUUAAAUCUGUGUUCUCUAGA